AUGCUUAUCAAAGAAUAUCGCGUAACGCUACCAUUAACGGUUGAAGAGUACCAAGUUGCCCAGCUGUACUGUGUCGCAGAAGUAUCCAAAAAUGAAACUGGAGGUGGUGAAGGCAUAGAAGUAAUUAAGAAUGAACCAUUCAAAGACUAUCCCUUACUCGGGGGCAAAUACUCAUCGGGACAGUACACAUAUAAGAUCUACCACUUGGCGUCGAAGGUGCCGGCCUUCAUCAGAUUGCUGGCGCCCAAGGGAUCCCUGGAAGUGCACGAAGAAGCCUGGAACGCGUAUCCGUACUGUCGGACUGUUUUAACGAAUCCCGGUUACAUGAAGGAGAACUUCGUUAUCUGCAUAGAGUCGCUUCAUCUACCUGACGCUGGGGACCAGUAUAAUGUACACGAACUGCCUCCAGAGAAGCUAAAGACACGUGAAGUGGUUAACAUCGACAUCGCGAAUGACCCAAUGUCCGCCGCGGACUACAAGUCAGAAACGGACCCGACCAAGUUCAAGUCGAACAAGACGGGGCGCGGCCCGUUGACGGGUCCCAACUGGAAGAAUGAGGUGAAGCCGGUUAUGACCUGCUACAAAUUGGUCACUGCCGAGUUCAAGUGGUUCGGACUGCAGAGCAAAGUGGAAAAUGUCAUUCAGAAAUCUGAGCGAAGAUUAUUCACAAUCUUCCACAGGCAAGUCUUCUGCUCAAUGGACGAUUGGUACGGCAUGACCAUGGCGGACAUCCGAGCCAUCGAGGACCGCACCAAGGAGGAGUUGGAGAGGCUUCGUCGCGAAGGCGAGGUGCGCGGUAUGCGCGCGGAUAACGAAUAG
Leptosia nina is the source of this 819-nucleotide messenger RNA. The record is from the annotation of a GenBank genome assembly. Lineage: Eukaryota; Metazoa; Arthropoda; Insecta; Lepidoptera; Pieridae.